CCAGCAUCAGGCAAGCAUCAGGCAUGGGUCUGUAUAGGAUGGAGUUGAGCAAGAGCAACGCUAUCUGAAUCUGAAUAGCAAUGAAUCAAGGUGGCGUUCGUACGCAAGGCGGAUUGAUGCUCGAGCUUUGGAGAUUGCCGCGCUUGACGAUACCGGAUAAGGAGUGACAGGAAUGAACGCACGAUGAAUCCAUCAGCUUCAUCAAACCGCGGUUCGACUUCCAGACUCAACAGAUACAGCAGGGACGGCAGCGCGCCCACAAACUCCAGGAUCAACAAAACGCUGGCACAGGCAGUCGAGAGGCGCUGCAGGCCAUGGCCAUGCAACGAGGAUACCCGACCGCGCGCGCUCUUCACGAACGCGGGCCACGACGCGGCAACGUGGCCGACGCCCACGUCCAAAACAGGCAAAAGAAGCGCGGCCACGCGCCGAAAAGGCUCGAUCACAUGACAUGUUCGUCGGACGCGUUAUUUGGCGCGUAUUUGUUACGUCACGUGUUUGUUCAGUCUCGCUAUGUCGCCGUAGCGGGAGCUCGUUGUGUUCGUUCGCGUCCUCGUCUGUCUCGGCGACUUCGUCUUCCUCCUCACCCAGUCCUUACCCUCUCACACCGCUAACAUCGCCCUCUUGACCUCGUCUUGACACGAGCGCAACUUGAACAACAGCGCCGACAACCCGCAACAGCCGACUUCGAGCACGACGUCGUUACACCCCGACAUCUUCACUAAACACAGAGAGAACACCCAGCGAGCAACGUUCAUCCAGAC
Punctularia strigosozonata HHB-11173 SS5 is the source of this 764-nucleotide messenger RNA. RefSeq lists its product as uncharacterized. The transcript has a single exon. The record is from RefSeq and is a predicted model, not a curated record. The coding region runs from base 315 to 614 and encodes 99 amino acids. Lineage: Eukaryota; Fungi; Basidiomycota; Agaricomycetes; Corticiales; Punctulariaceae.